Messenger RNA from Colletotrichum navitas, 921 nucleotides. RefSeq lists its product as uncharacterized. The transcript has a single exon. Lineage: Eukaryota; Fungi; Ascomycota; Sordariomycetes; Glomerellales; Glomerellaceae. The record is from RefSeq and is a predicted model, not a curated record. The coding region runs from base 147 to 608 and encodes 153 amino acids.
GGGACGGGUACCUGGGAAAGGAUGGCGAUGCGCGGAGGCACGUGAAGUAGCUAGCAGCAGGGGACUCGGUGACGAGAUCGAAAGGGAAUAGGCGGUUCAAGGAAACUCUACACUGGAUGGAUUGGUGACCACAUGUGGACGGAUGAAUGAACGAACGCACGCGAAUCGUUCCCGUCACAGAGCGGUACGUACUGUACAUGUCGAGGGCAACAACGUUAAAGUGGCAGUUGGCAUGGGUUCAUUCCUGCCAAUACCCGCCCAGAGUGGUAGCGAAACCCACACAUCCUGGCAGGAGCUCAGGGGUAGGCUGGCCUGAGAGGGACAAGAUCGUGGAUGGGGAUCCGGAUUGUGCCUUUGUCUUUCUCGGUGCGCUUCGUCCCCUCCCCCUUCUCCGUUCCCGUAGGCGUAGGGCUCGGUCCUGCGUGUCUCGUGUGCCUCGAGGCAAUGCCCUCACCCGACUGCUCGGACGAAGGAAGGGUUCAGAGGCGCGAACGGACGUUGAAGGCGGCUUGUGCCGCGUUCCAAGCAGGCAAGCAAGCUGGAGGCCUAAUAUUGUAAGCAAGGUUCAUGUAUUCAUACGUUGUACGGAUACAUUAGAAAGAGUUUGAAGUCUGGGACCAUGCGAUGCCUAGCCUAGGACUUCUCGUUGCGCCCGUCUCCACCCAGCAUUAGCUUGUUUUGACCGAUCUCUGGCUUCGUAAGAGUCCAGUGUCUUGUCGGCCUAUGUGAAGGUAGUUUGCUCGCUUAACUUCAAGUCGAGUCAAUUUGGGUUGCGUUCUUAAGGCCCGAUACGGGGAAAUAAGAAACAUAGGUUUGAAGCUUGCUUGUUUGCCGUGUCUUUGUCCUGCCGGGUAGUUGUUGGAUGCUAUGAUGACAUGGCACCACCCACUGGCGUACAUAGGUAAUAAGCCAGCAUACGGG